Dissoconium aciculare CBS 342.82 is the source of this 1387-nucleotide messenger RNA. RefSeq names its product asparagine synthase. Gene Ontology annotation, molecular function: asparagine synthase (glutamine-hydrolyzing) activity. The record is from RefSeq and is a predicted model, not a curated record. Bases 98 to 1117 code for a protein of 339 amino acids. NCBI's taxonomy places the organism in Eukaryota, Fungi, Ascomycota, Dothideomycetes, Mycosphaerellales, Dissoconiaceae. The transcript has 2 exons.
CAAGGAUGCUAGUGAUCUUGCAUGCUCAUCUGUAGGUCCGAUCGUCCCAGAAGGUAAGCGUAGACUCACGUCAAGGUAGGUCAUCCCGCAUCUUUCGAUGAACAGGCUGAUUCCAAGUACAAUCCCAUUUUUAAGCGCCAAUACACCUGCUGUAUCCAAGCUAGAGUCACUGUUAUACGCAUCAUUACGCCCGCGUAUCACUGGAAUUCCAGACCCACCGCAAGCACAACAGGGCAUCAAUGUUCCAGGAGUCCGAAUUGCUAUUCUGUUUUCAGGCGGGCUCGACUGUUCGGUGCUAGCAAGGCUCGUUCAUGAUUUGCUACCAGCCAAUGAAGCGGUAGACUUGAUCAAUGUUGCAUUCGAGAAUCCUCGCGUGCACAAACUCGCUAGAGAUAAUCCGUAUGAGGCGUGCCCAGAUCGCAUCACUGGUCGAGCUUCAUUCGAUGAGUUAGCCACCGUCUGUUCCGAUAGACAAUGGCGUUUCUUAGCCGUCAAUGUGCCUUAUUCGGAAACACAACAGCAUCGCCCGGAGAUAGCAAAUCUCAUGCACCCACACAAUACCGAGAUGGACCUGAGUAUUGCAUCUGCACUUUAUUUUGCCGCACGCGGCUCUGGAACUCUGGCACGGCGCUCUAAUCCAAAGCCUAGGGCUUACACGACCUCGGCACGAGUUCUGCUCUCCGGAUUAGGUGCCGACGAGUUAUUUGCCGGCUACACUCGUCACGCUACAGCAUUCAAACGUGCCGGACAUGUCGGAUUGCUAGACGAAAUUGAGCUUGAUGUUGGUAGGCUCGGGAAACGUAACCUUGGACGCGACGAUCGCGUGAUCAGCCAUUGGGGACGGGAAGCUCGGUUUCCAUUCCUGGAUGAAGAGCUAGUUGCGUGGGCUUUAUCCGUCCCACUGACCGAGAAAUGCGAUUUUGGCGCUGAAGACACAGAAGUAGAGAACGAUGAUGACAGUCGGAGACUAGAAUCUGGCAAGAAAGUUCUCCGUUGCUUGGCUUGGAGACUUGGUCUAAAAGCCGCCGCUGCUGAGAAAAAGCGGGCAAUACAAUUCGGGGCCCGAACCGCGAAGAUGGAAACUGGACGAACGAAAGGCACGCAAGUUUUGUCGUGAUUGUUGUUACAGUAAGUUCAAUCGUAUUUCUUCACUCAUCAUUGCACGUCCGUGAUUACGAAGUGGAUUGUUACGAUCACUUUACAGAUACUUGGGAGAUGCGAUGGAUCCAGCACGCCUUCGAGGAGAGUUGUUGGGCGCUUUAGAGCAUCGUUGACCUUCAAUACAAGGCAAGUCUGAGGCCUGGCAGAAUAGACAACUUCUCACAAUCAAAAAAAUUGUUUGCAGCACCAAUUUCUGAUCACGUACAUAGGAAAUUUGGCUACUAUG